AUGGCCGCGGCCAUCGCCAGCUCGCUGAUCCGGCAGAAGCGGCAGGCGCGCGAGUCCAACAGCGAGCGCGUCUCCGCCUCCAAGCGCCGCUCCAGCCCCAGCAAGGACGGGCGCUCCCUCUGCGAGAGGCACGUGCUGGGCGUCUUCAGCAAGGUGCGCUUCUGCAGCGGCCGCAAGAGGCACGUCCGGAGGAGGCCAGAACCCCAGCUGAAAGGGAUCGUGACCAGGUUAUUCAGCCAGCAGGAAUUCUUCCUACAGAUGCAUCCGGACGGGACGAUUGACGGAACCAGGGAUGAAAACAGCGACUACACCCUCUUCAACCUCAUUCCAGUGGGGCUUCGUGUGGUGGCCAUCCAAGGCGUGAAAGCCGGCCUCUACGUGGCCAUGAAUGGCGAGGGGUACCUCUACAGCUCCGGUUAG
Molecule: messenger RNA, 420 nt
Organism: Thamnophis elegans (Western terrestrial garter snake)
Lineage: Eukaryota; Metazoa; Chordata; Lepidosauria; Squamata; Natricidae
Gene: FGF12
Product: fibroblast growth factor 12
Exons: 4
Coding region: 1-420 (139 amino acids)
Biological process (GO): fibroblast growth factor receptor signaling pathway; positive regulation of cell population proliferation; animal organ morphogenesis
Cellular component (GO): cytoplasm
Molecular function (GO): fibroblast growth factor receptor binding; growth factor activity
Source: RefSeq, a predicted model, not a curated record